Molecule: messenger RNA, 931 nt
Organism: Suillus fuscotomentosus
Lineage: Eukaryota; Fungi; Basidiomycota; Agaricomycetes; Boletales; Suillaceae
Exons: 11
Coding region: 177-827 (216 amino acids)
Source: RefSeq, a predicted model, not a curated record
AAUUCACAUGAAUCACUCUUACUUACAGAUAUUAGUGAUCUUUGUCACUGCAGGCAUAUGACUACUUCCUCACCUUGGCCGACGAGGUUGCAUUUUUGACUCAGUCACGAUGGAAACGGGCGAAGCUGCUUUACAUUGGCUGCCGAUACCUUACCUGCGGUUACUUGUCAUCGGUGAUGCUUGUGGCAUUGCAACCCAGGAUGUCGAUUGAGACGUGUCACAGGUUGUACUAUAUAAACACAUAUACAGGAUGUACGAUCAUGGCGUGUGCCGAGGGUAUCUUCUUGACUCGCGCUUGUGCAAUUUGGGAACUUAGGAAGCGCGUAACGGCUAUGCUCGUGAUCAGCGGAUUGCUAUACCUUCUUGCUACUCACGUGGUGCUCUCAAUCAGCCGAUCUGCACCUAAGAUUACUAAGUCUCCCAUCCCUGUCACGAGUUGCUUUGAGACUGGUGAUGGCAGCACCCUCAUAAUCGUCUACGUUAUAUUGGCUACGAUGGAGAUACAAAUAUGGAUAUUUAUGCUAUACAAGGCCAUAGCAAGCUACUGGCGAGAGGGGACCCACAAUCGCCUGUUGGGACAACUGGUUCUCCACAAUACGAUUUACAUGACCUGCGGACUCAUCUCCUCACUCGCAGUCAUAUUAACGACAGCACUUUUCAAGGAAUAUUAUGGUUUCAUGAUUGUGAAGUUUGUACGCAUCUGGCAAGUUACUAUUCAUGCCUUUCUUGUGACAAGGAUGUCUCGCGGACUCUGGAAAGUAGACCAGCAGCGUGCUUCAUUAGAAUCCUUACAUACAUUUUCACCUGAAGCAGUAACUCAGGUGUGAAAUUCUGUCUUUCACUCCUUUCUCUUCAUCCUUUUCGAGCAAUGAACUGGUAUGUUUCUCACCCGUCACGACAUGUUGGAGGCAUGUCGUGGUAUCCGUCGAAA